CAUGCUCGGACGUACUAAAGAAGGCACCAACAAAGAGAAGAAAGCAUGUCCACGUCCCUCAGGUUCCUUGAGGAGCUGCUGCAGCCGCCGCGCUGCCUGGUGGCCAUGUCGGGACUGGACGUCCGCAACAACGCCGUACACCGGGCCGUCUGGGACGAGUUUACGCAGGGCGGGCGCCGGAGCGAGCGAAAGCCGAUCCUCUACCGCAACAUGCCGCCAGACCAUCUCUACCCCAAGACCUCGGAACCGACCAACUAUGAGGAGUCGAAGCCUCUCGGAGUGCUAAAGAGCAACUGGCUGAGGAAGCAGUGUCUGGAGGUGCCCUCCCUUGUCGUGUUCUUCUUCGACCUGGACUGGGACGAGUCUCAGUGGGAGGAGAAGGAGACGGAGUGCGCCUCCAAGAUAGAGGUCAUCAGAGCUGCACUAGAAGGUCGGGCCACUGAGAUUGUCAUAGUCCUUCUCCAAACAACUCCGCCUAUCCCUGUUGGAGACCCCAGCAGCCUGACCAGUGAAAGGGCCACAGCUCUCUGUUCUCUCUGUGGUCUCCCACGACUCAACCUAUUUGCCCUUCCCUUCACAGACCGACCUCUCGGAUUCAUCAUCAGACUGGAGGAUGCGUUCUACAAGAAAUCGCUGCAGUACUAUUCCCACGAGAUAUCCAAGAUCAAGGCACACAAAGAGAUAGUGAUGAAGGCCUCCCCCUCCCACCCUCUGUUGCUGAGACAUCAGUUCAAGAUUGCCUUCUACACAGAGAUGAAGGAAGAGCCUGCCAACGCCCUCAAGUUGUACCAGACGGCGUACAACCAUCUGUUGGACUCCAUGUUUCUGAGUGAAGACAAGAUCAUGGAGUUCAAACUCAUCGCCGGGUUCCUCAGCUACAAGAUCUGUCAGUUGUGUUUCUCUGAGGACGAGCCUCUGUCAGCCAUUCAACAGUUCCGCAGACACGUGGACAGGUUUGGGAAGGAGCAGGGGACACGCCCCCUUUCCUUCCAGCACCACGAGUGGAUGUCGAGACAGUUUAGUGCGUUUGGUGACAUCUUCAGUGAAGCAGUGAAGAGAGGUCUGAAGGCCAUCCAGACACAGAACCCUGGGAUGUACUACCACCAAGCCGCCAUGUCGGCCAUUGCCAGGAAGAAACUGAGUCACAACUUGUGCCACGAGGCUUCGAUCACGCCCCCUUCGGAACUGGCCACACCCCCCGAGACCACCUACUACGGACAGAGACCUUGGAGAGUUGGACUGACUGAUGACCUCCCGUCAAGUAAGGAGAAGAGGCUGACGUACAUCCGGACGCUCCAGGCUCAGGAGUUCAAGAUAGAGCACUCGUGGCUGAUUAUUCCCCUACUGAGUAAGGCAGUCUCCUACUUCAAGAACCACAACUCUGAGCGAAUGAUAUCUCAUCUCAAGGUUCUGAUGGGUGAGGAGUACUAUCAGGUCAAGGAAUAUGAAAAAGCUCUCGUGUUACUGAGGGGAGUGGUGGAGGUGUACAGGAGGGAACAAUGGUGGAAGACCCUCUCCUCGGUGCUCCAGACUCUGCUGCGCUGUGCCUACCUCCUGGGCCACCUGCAGGACUACUUCCUCUUUAGCAUGGAGCUCAUUAGCUACUAUAUUCCCAUCUCCACUGAGGAGAAGACGAGAAUUCAACACAACGCCUUGGCACUCUUCUCGGGCCAGGCUCCAGACCCAGAGCCGGGGGUCCCUCACGACGUGCAGGUCUCUGCCUACCAGCUGUGGGCUGAUGAAAAGAACUCUGUUCAGCCAAGCCAGUUCACUGUUCAGGCCUCUUCUGCUGCCUGUUUCAUUGAAUGCAAGACUGUGUUCUCUCAGUCGUCAGUACUGGCAGACUCUCCAAUACAGCUGCACAUCUAUCUCAGGUCUUCAGCCCCACUCCCUGUGUCCCUCACCAAGCUGGUGGUCCUCUUCUACCAGGAGGAGUACAACAAAUGGUGUCUCGUUGGCGAACCCUUCACUCUCGCCCCGUGCCUGGCGAAAAACUUCGCCUUUUCUUUCCCCGUGGUCCAAUCGUCGGUGGGGGAUCGGCUGGAGGUACACGCGGUCGAGGCUGUGAUGGGUGAGGAGGGAGGGAGGGAGGUGACGAUGGUUUGGAGUAACGGAGUGUCGGAGAGGUUUACCUCGCUACCCCAGGACCCCGCCUGGAGGAAGAUUCGUGUCAGGAACUCCACACUGAUCAAGCCCCGGGUUCCGGGACUGGAGUUGGGCGUGGACCACGGAAAUCCCGCCCUCACCAGCGAGUACUUCCCGCUGUGCGUCUCCGUGGCCAGCUGCGAGCCACGCCCACUUCGAGACCUCGUCGUCUCUCUCUCCCUCACCGAUAAGAUCACAGUCGACGGAAAAAACACUGCUGAGUUGUACGGAGCCAUUCCCCUAACACCCACUGCCCACCACAAGAAACAGUCUCUGGAGCUCUUCUUCGACUCCCUGGACCCCGGUGCAAAGAUUUCGGAGAAUGUGUUUCUGUCGACACACACCAUUGGAGAGAGAACCCUUGCCAUAAAUGCGUCAUACAGCGUUGAUGGUGUAGUGAGAGAGGAAUGGGAGCCUGUCACGUGUGUCUGUCAGAAGAGUUUUUCGUUUCCCGUGUCAACGGUGAAGCCAUUUGACGUGACGUACAGACUGAUGAGUACAAAGUUCAAGGUCAUUGAUGCCGUCAGUUUUGACGAGCCGUUCAUCUGGUCACCGAGAUACACUGCCUGUCGCCAUGGAAACUCUACAUCCACAACUCCAGUCUGGAUCUGCCGUCUAAUGUGAAGAAUGUUGGCGUCAAUGGCUCGCAGAUCAAGGAAUUGGAGCUGGGGUCAGAGGACAAGGCGAGUGAGGUGUGGUGUUUGCUGGCUCCCUCCCCCAACUCCCACCUCACACAUCACACCUCACACACCUCCUCCACUCUCUCCUUUGGCACCUACACCGUCCAAUGGAGAAGGUCUUCAUGUGAGCCUCAGUCCUCAGUCAUAACCAGUACAGUGACCCUGCCUCCCAUACCAACCCAUACUCUUGCCUUCUCUAUCUCCACUGACCUGCCGGCCAGUGGACAGCUGCAUGCGCCAUUCCCCAUCUCGUACGUGGUCCACAACAGAACACUGCUGGUACAGGAGGUGGAGGCCCGUAUCAGUACCAGUGAGGCCUUCAUGUACUCCGGAAAGAGACACAGUCGGUUCAGGAUCCUGCCUUCAGGGACCCACACCCUCACCUACAACCUGUACCCAGUGGCAGUGGGGACGGUGGCCCUGCCUCACCUAGACUUCUCAUGUCCACGCUAUUCCUCCUCCAUGGACCAGGUCACCGCCAGCCACGUUCCCCCCACCAUCUUCAUCAAGCCAGGUCCAAUAUAUCGAGAGUCAGAAACGGAUUUAUCCUCCCUCUCAUCCUCCUUCUCUGCCUCCACUUCGAUCUCUACCACCACCCACCUGACUGGACUAGAAAUAACUAUUCUUCUGUGUGUAUAGUUAUAGGACGCUGUAUAUUAUAUGGUUUAAUAGGGGCCAGCAAAAUUUAAUUGUUUUUCAGCACUGUCUGCAUAACAUUGUAAUGCAACAGUUUACCUCGUUUUGGUAACACUCUGCAGAUAUUUCUAAUGUAUGCACGUGAUCUAAAAUGUAUUGCAAUGUUAGAAUUCAUUAUCUCCAUCAAUAAUUGAUCCCUCCUCGCGGUGUUGUCUGUCGGCCCAGCUCCCCACCACUGACAUCAGGAAACUGUUGAACUCAUCCCUCACGGCCUCUGGCUCCUCCUCCAGACUGGUGUGGACCUGUCUGAUCCCAGACAGCCUCUCAGAGGAGAGUUGUGAGUCAGGAGAGGUCUCAGUGUAGCCUGCAGACACUGGCUUGUGGUGAGAGAGAGCCAAACACUGGUCAUCCUGUAGCCCCUGCUGCUUCACAAAGUAAGAAUACCUGUGCAUCCACAAGCAGAGACAUGAGAAGAUUAUUUAAGUCUUCAAGGAAAGCUAAGCCUUCAUCGAUUGCUCGCACAUUGAAAAAUUAGCAAAAAGUUCACUCCCUCAAUGUUUACUACACAUUUGCUGGCCCAAAGACCUCUAGGCCCAGGAGCUAUAUAUUGCCUCGACCAUUGCACCCAACUGUUGUCGUUUCUCUGACCAUCUCUCUAGCUCCUUCUCUUGCUGUGGCUGGUCUGGGUUGUGGACUAGCACCACACCGUGAGUGUCCUUCACCAUGGCUGGCCAGCAACGCUCAAACCUGCACACACACAACAAACAAUACUCACAGUUUUGCACCAUAUGUGUACUUAGCUCACCUGCACACAUUACACUGUUGUACAUACACGACUGUAUACAGGGGGUAAAAAGUAUCUGUUGAUGCCUAAACACAUCACGGAAUGGUAAUACUAACACUUCCUGCAGUACAAAACUACAUAAUAAUAGUAGCUACAGGGGCUCAAACGUUGCCCAUAACAACAGGCCCCACCCACUGUUUGCUCCCGCUGCAGUCCCAGAGCUCCACCUCCACCAGCAGUGUCCUCCCGGUCUCCUCCUCCCCCUCCACCUCCAGCUCCAGGAUCCUGACACCCUGUGUUGGGUGGUACUCCCCUCCAGAGGACUCCGUCGCCUCUGCCAAGUAGUUGCAGAUACACGUCUUCCCCGACUCACACGGACCGACGACCAAGAUCUUUGCUUUGACCAUUGCAGCAGCUAUUAUUAUACAAAGCCAGCCAAAUCA
Molecule: messenger RNA, 4688 nt
Organism: Geodia barretti
Lineage: Eukaryota; Metazoa; Porifera; Demospongiae; Tetractinellida; Geodiidae
Source: the annotation of a GenBank genome assembly